Triticum turgidum subsp. durum (durum wheat) is the source of this 570-nucleotide messenger RNA. The record is from the annotation of a GenBank genome assembly. NCBI's taxonomy places the organism in Eukaryota, Viridiplantae, Streptophyta, Magnoliopsida, Poales, Poaceae.
AUGAUGAGCUCCAAGAAACUAGCUCAACUUUCCAAGAAGUGGCAAGGAAUCAGUGCCAUCGGGCGAAGAAGGGUCACAACAACGGACAAGGAUGUGCACCCAUCCUGCAGCUCAGUUGCAGGCAAGGGCCACUUUGUUGUCUACUCCUCCGACGGGAGGCGCUUCGAGAUCCCCAUAGCGUGCCUCCGCACGAUGAUCUUCGAGGAGCUCCUGAGGAUGUCGCAGGAAGAGUUUGGGUUCACAAGUGAGGGGAGGAUCACACUGCCUUGUGAUAUGACUAUGAUGGAGUAUGUAAUGUGUUUGCUCAGGAGAGAGGCCUCUGAAGAUGUUGAGAGGGCGCUUCUCAGCUCCAUAAUAACAACUUGCCACCAUCCAAGCAGAAUGAUGCAAGCAGCCACUGGACUUCACCAGCAAUUUGCUGUGCGCAGCUCUUCAAGAGUGAACGUCUCCAGAUUUUUCUUUCUGUUUUUAUGUUCCAUCUUUUUUCCCGGUUGUACUUUUGGAGCACACCUUUUGUGCAAUGUUUUUCCAAGGGUGCCGUACUGUGGAUGUACAGAUGGAUGCAUGUAA